AUGCCGGAAGAGGCCUUUGUAGGACUCUUGGAGCCAGCAUCUCCUGUGCAGUCACCAGCCGAUUUGGUGAAGAUUGCUAUCGAGAAGGCGAAUGCCAUGAUCGCCCGACAGCGUGUCGAGUUGCCGGCAGAACAGAUGCUGCCUCCUCCUCCGCCUGUGCCUGUGGGAAAAAUGAUGGGGUAUGUCGAACCCCCAGGGCCUCCGUCCCCGGCUAUGCCUCCAAUGGAGCAUGUUUCAAAGAAGGCUCGAGUGUCGGGACCUCCCCCGAAAGCUCCGAGGGUGGUGAUGGCUGCUUCUCCUUUGGAUGUUCCUGCCUCGCCAAGCUUAGGGUUUAGGGUUUAG
Messenger RNA from Symbiodinium natans, 342 nucleotides. NCBI's taxonomy places the organism in Eukaryota, Dinophyceae, Suessiales, Symbiodiniaceae. The record is from the annotation of a GenBank genome assembly.